CCAUUUGGCAGCAGAGAGGUUCAGGUGGGUUUCUUUUUGCCUUCCCCAGAUCCCAUUCCACCUGGACAUAUUUCCCCAAUCCACCACGAGUGCUGGGCAUCCAACCCUUGAUCCCGCCCACCUGAAGCAAAGUCGCGAUUCCAGAAAGAGACGUGUUCCGGCCCCCCAGAAGCUUGGUGAAUUUGGCCCUGUAACAGCUGCUUGCAGUUGCUGUGCCAGAUCGCCCGACAGCCGUCAACCACUCAAUCCGUGGACCCCUCUCUCCCCACUGGCUCACAAGGAAGCUUGACAGUCGCCAGCAACCUCCGUCACCUGCUCACGACGUCGCCCCUUCCCAAAGAAAUCAACGUUGCUCCUCAGUGACUGCCAAAGUAGCUUUUGGUCGUAGGAUAUGGCCGACAACCAGCACAAUGGCGACGCUGCGUCGCCGAAUGCCAUGCUGCUAGACCAACCCGAAGAACAUAUCGUCGAGCCAAACGGCACCGAGUCCGAAGAUGUCGCCAUCAUCAACCCCGACAGCAUGGAGACGGAUGUUGUACUCGCCACAGAUAGUGAUGCCAUGAAGGAAAUAGUGCUUCCUCCGCUCGCCGAAGAGCCCCGGAUUCUCGAAGAUGUCGUCCACACCUGGGAAGUGCAAGGAUGGCGCACGAUGAAUAAGAAGGAGCGAGGGCCCAUAUUCCAGGCUGGAGGUUACCCAUGGCGGAUCCUACUCUUUCCACACGGUAAUAAUGUCUUGGACCAGUGCUCCAUUUACCUGGAGCAUGGUUUCGACACCAACAGUGUUCCCGACAACUGGAGCUGCUGUGUGCAGUUUGCCCUCGUCCUGUGGAAUCCCAAAGACCCAUCCCUAAUGUUUCAUCACUCGGCGCAUCAUCGAUUCACCAAGGAGGAGAGCGACUGGGGCUUCACUAGGUUUCUGGAGUGCCGGAAGAUGUUCAAUGUUGUCUGGGAGACUGCAGACAGGCCUCUGGUGGAAAACGAUGCUGCCAACAUCACCGCUUUCGUCAGAGUUGUCGAGGACGAAACGGGCGUUUUAUGGCACAACUUCAACAACUACGAUUCCAAGAAGGAGACUGGCUACGUUGGUCUUAAGAACCAAGGCGCUACCUGUUACCUCAACUCACUCCUUCAGUCAUUAUACUUUACCAAUGCUUUCCGCAAGGCCAUUUACAGUAUCCCCACAGAGCACGAAGAGGAUAUGAAAAACAGCGCUUAUACACUGCAGAGACUCUUCUACCAACUUCAGACUUCGAAUGUCGCUGUUAGCACCAACGAGCUCACCAAGUCUUUUGGCUGGGAAACGCGGCACAUUUUUGAGCAGCAAGAUGUGCAAGAGCUUUCUAGGAAGCUCAUGGAGCGUAUGGAGGACAAGAUGAAGGGCACCGACCUGGAAAAGGCGCUUCCCAUGAUGUUCAGCGGCAAGAUCAAAACCUACAUCUCCUGCAUCAACGUCCCCUACGAAUCAAGUCGCGUCGAGGACUUUUGGGACGUUCAGCUUAAUGUCAGCGGGAACGCGAAUCUGCUGGAUAGUUUUCAAGACUACAUCCAGGUGGAGAAGCUCGACGGAGAAAACCAGUACUUUGCCGGAGACACGUACAAGUUGCAGGACGCCGACAAGGGAGUCAUCUUCAACAGCUUCCCAGACGUCCUCCAUUUGCAGCUGAAGCGGUUCGAGUACGACAUCAAUCUCGACACUAUGAUGAAGAUCAAUGAUCGCUACGAGUUUCCCGAGGAGUUUGAUGCCUCAGCCUAUCUGUCAAAGGAGGCUGAUAGGUCCGAGCCAUGGGAAUACGAGCUUCACGGUGUUCUGGUACACAGCGGUGAUCUCAAUGCGGGUCACUACUAUGCGUUCCUGAAACCAGAAAAGGACGGCUGGUGGUACAAAUAUGACGAUGAUAAGGUCACCAAGGCCACGAAACGCGAAGUCCUGGAGGAGAACUUUGGCGGCUUCUACAAGACAACUGGUGGCCGUCCCCAACUCAACGCCAAGAAACAACCCAUCAUGCGGCCAAACAGCGCCUACAUGCUGGUUUACAUCCGGAAGUCGAGAUUGGACAAGAUUCUCUGCCCUGUCACGCCAGCCGAUGCUCCGGAACAUCUCCAGAAAAGGUUCGAGCAAGAACAUGCUGCCCGUGAAGCUAAGCGCAAGGAGAGAGAAGAGCAACACCUUUACCUCGGGGUCAAAGCCGUCACAGAUGAGACGUUCAAGGCUCAUGGCGGAGUUGACCUGACGGCAUUUGAUGCCGCCGUGGGUUCAGAACCGGGCUCCUACAAGCAGUACAAGCUCCUUCGCACGGCGUCAAUGGCAGACUUGGCCAACGAGAUAGCCACCGACAUUGGAGAGGAUCCAAGACGCGUGCGAUUAUGGAUCAUGGUGAACCGGCAAAACAAGACAGUCAGACCAGACCAGCCAGUGAUGGAUCUUCGCCCGACAGUCGAAGAGACGUACAGCAGAGCCACGGCACACCGGGAUCAAGCGCUCCGUGUGUGGGUUGAAAUUGCUGACGAAGUCGACGCUGAUGGGGCUGCCGUCUGGCCGACCUAUCCCGGGCUCCCGAAUGGUGUGGUUGUCAAAAAUGACUUGAUCCUACUCUUCCUGAAAUGGUUCGACGUCGAGUCGCAGUGCUUGCGGGGUGUUGGCCACAUUUAUUUCAGCAAGGAAAAGAAGGUUGAGGAUCUCAUUCCGGUCAUUUUGAAAAAGAUGAACUGGGGCGAGAAGCUGCCCAGUGACGAAAAGAUCAUGUUGUGGGAAGAAAUCAAGCCUAGCAUGAUCGAGGGUCUCAAGGUCAAGCUGACGCUGAAAGCUGCCGAGCUUCAAGAUGGAGACAUUAUUUGCUUCCAGCGAACCCGUGACGAGAAGAAGUACAAAUUGGGGCUCGGCGCCGAAAGGCAGGGCUCUGAAGAAACGGCGGUCGAUCGCUACGAGGAUGUUCGGGAUUACUACGACUUUCUCAACAACAAGAAGAAUGUGGAUUUCCACGCUCACCCCCAGAAGUGCGAUCCCAAGCAGUACCCGGAGUUCAGUCUGGUUCUCAACACGAAAAUGAACUACGACAAGCUGUGUGAGAAGGUUGGUGAGAAGCUCAACGUUGAGCCAACGCACCUGCGGUUUUACACGGUUAAUGCUAGCUCUAACAACCCCCGGACGGCGGUGAAGCGUGGGCAUCAGUCGUUGGCCAAUAUCCUCAUCCCGGCCGGUUACGGACAACUUAACAUGAAUCAGCGUAACGAUGCUCUGUAUUUUGAGGUGCUCGACAUGAGCUUGGCCGAGUUGGAUACCAAGAAGAGCAUCAAAAUCACGUGGCUGAGUGAGGGCAUCACCAAGGAGGAGCAGUUCGAUGUCUUGGUGCCCAAGAGCGGCCAUGUGGAAGACCUUAUCGAGGCUCUGGUCAAGAAGGCCAAAAUUCCGAGCGAGGAAGAGGCGGGCAAGAUCCGCGUCUAUGAAACUAGCAGUCAUCACAAGUGGUUCAGAGAUCUGGCCAGAGACUAUUCGGUGCUCAGCAUUAACGAUUACACAUCGGUGAUAGCUGAGCGGAUGCCCGCUGAGGAUGCUGCGGUUUCGGACCAAGCAAACUUCAUUUCCUGCUUCCACUUCCACGGCGAGCCCAGCAGAGCGCAUGGAAUCCCGUUCCGAUUCUUGGUCAAGGAAGGAGAGAAGUUUGCCGACACCAAGAAGCGGCUGGAACAGCGCACUGGUAUCAAGGGCAAGAGUUUUGAGAAGAUCAAGUUUGCUGUGAUCCGGAGAUCAUCAUUCUCACGACCUCAAUAUUUGGAAGAUGACGAUAUUCUGUGGGACAUUGCAACGAACACGGAUGAUCUGUUGGGAUUAGACCACCCCGAUCGGGCACGAACAACACGGAACGGCGCUGGAGACUUGUUCCUCAAGGGCUGAGUUUUGAAACUUUGGAAGUAGUAGACAAGGUGCGGUUAUUGUUUUAUGUAGAUGAUGAUCGUUGUUGCUGCUCGAUGUUGUUAGAGACACAGCGGCAGCGCGUUGUAUAUGUACAUCCCUGUCAGUGUUUUUAUCGGGGCGCUCGUUUUGUUAGCUUGGGUUUUUUUUUUUUUUUUUUUUUUUUGGUUUCUCAGGCCUAUUGAUGGAAAGAAAAAUGGGGCAUUCAAUUUUUUUCUGGGAUGAUGGAUGGUGUGUGUGGUUGGGGGUGGUUUUUCAUUUUGUUAUAUUUGUGAGGUCGAGAAGGAGUGGAGGAACGUGAAGGAUACGCCCUCGCCUCCUUGACUAAGGAGGUUUUGGUUGUGCAGUGUGGGACGACCUGAUGGCGAACAUGUGUGUGUGAGAGAGAGAGCAAGCAAAGAUGCACGGGCGAUGGAUGGAUGGGACUUGGUUCAUAGGGAGGGGCAUGAUUGAUAGGAACUUGUAUGGAAUGUUAUUUUUAACCUCGUUUGUUUUGCAUGUGACCGCAGUGAAAGAGAGGUUCGCAACAAAUACCCGAUAUAUCUGACAUUACUUUCAUACGGAUACUGUGUGUGAUUUAGGUGUGAGAAGUUGAGAGAGAGGAAAAAUAUGUAGGUAGUAUCUUUCUCGCCGCG
Molecule: messenger RNA, 4545 nt
Organism: Podospora pseudopauciseta
Lineage: Eukaryota; Fungi; Ascomycota; Sordariomycetes; Sordariales; Podosporaceae
Gene: UBP15
Product: ubiquitin-specific protease ubp15
Exons: 6
Coding region: 392-3892 (1166 amino acids)
Biological process (GO): protein deubiquitination; regulation of protein stability
Cellular component (GO): cytosol; nucleus
Molecular function (GO): protein binding; cysteine-type deubiquitinase activity
Source: RefSeq, a predicted model, not a curated record